Molecule: messenger RNA, 1564 nt
Organism: Schizosaccharomyces cryophilus OY26
Lineage: Eukaryota; Fungi; Ascomycota; Schizosaccharomycetes; Schizosaccharomycetales; Schizosaccharomycetaceae
Product: CobW/HypB/UreG nucleotide binding domain-containing protein
Exons: 1
Coding region: 147-1382 (411 amino acids)
Cellular component (GO): cytoplasm
Source: RefSeq, a predicted model, not a curated record
UGAAUGUUUAGAAGAUGUCAAUCUAGAAGCAAUCAGUUACAACACAAGGUGAGAUUUAUGUUGUCUUUUGGAUGGAUAUUAAAUUGAUAAAGUUCAAUUUUUAGUAAGAUUUCUUUGAUACUUUACAAUACACGUUUUAUACAGCAAUGUCAAAAGAAACCGAAGAACCUCCAUUACUGGUAGACGAAUCAAACGUCGCUGUACAAGAAACUAAUGAUUCAGCAUGUUUCAACGAAGAACCCGGUAUAAUUGAUAAUGAAGUCGUUGCUUCAGCUUCAAAGGAUCAAUGUUCACCAUCGAUUUCUGGUCAAGGAGAAUUAGUUUCUUCACCAGUUCCUGUCACUAUUUUGACCGGAUUCCUAGGUGCCGGAAAAACAUCGUUGCUGAAAUGCAUUCUUGAAAAUGCACAAGGACGGCGAGUCGCCGUCUUGAUGAACGAAGUCGGGGAUUCCGGUGACUUGGAACGAAAUAUAAUGGAACAAGCUGGCGGAGAAGAACUUUAUGAAGAAUGGGUUAGUUUAUCUAACGGGUGUAUGUGUUGUACAGUCAAAGACAAUGGCAUCAAAGCGAUCGAACAACUGAUGGAGCAAAAAGGCCGGUUUGAUAGCAUAGUGAUUGAAACUACAGGGGUUGCCAAUCCAGGUCCCUUAGCCCAAACGUUCUGGCUUGACGAAGCAUUAGGUAGUGAUGUGCAAUUAGACGGCGUUGUAACGGUUAUUGAUUGUCAGAACCUUGAUGAUAUCCUAAAUGAUAGCACCGAAAUAGGUAGCAUCCAAAUUAGCCAUGCAGAUUGCCUUGUGUUAAACAAAACGGAUAAGGUAGACGCCGGAGAACUUGAACGAAACUAUCAUGUUGUUCGCUCCAUCAAUCCCCUCGCAAAGAUCUGUGAAACAAGCUAUGGCCGGAUUCCUGACAUUCGAGAAAUUUUGGACCUCAAUGCAUAUAGGGAAGGUGAAGAUUUUGAGAAAUUUUUAAAUCCUUCAGUUACCCACUCCUCAAAUCAUACCUCUAGUCAUCAUUGUAAUACUGAUGACUGUGACAAAACAUGCACGAAAGAGACGCCUGCGAGUAGUAUAAGAAGUCGGACAUUUGAGCUACCUAAGAGGAUGUCUCCUGAAGUUUAUGAGCGAUGGCUAGGAUGGAUACGGGAUAUUUUAUGGCUCUGCUUAGAAACCGGCGAAGGGGAAGAAUAUAUGAUAUACAGAAGCAAAGCCUUACUGCAAAAAGAGGAUGGUUCCUGGUAUGUGAUGCAGGGUGUCCGUGAAGUUUUUGAAGUACUUCCUCUUCCAAAAUCGACAAAAUCAAACUCAGAUGCAGAUCUGCGUCCUAUUACUGUUUUUAUUGGAAAGAAUAUUGACCACAUUUCCCCAUUUAUGGCAUAGGAAAUCUCUUGAAGCAUUCUAUAAGCAACGGCAGAGCAUUUUAUUCACCAUUCCUUUGACAGAUUUCUGUAAUAAAAUAAUAUGAAGGUAGUUAUUUGAAUGAAUACUUUUAGACUUGUUUUUAUCGUUAAGCUAUGCUUGCUUAAACAAUGUCUUGUAGCAAAUCUUCCUUUUGACCUGAA